CGCACCUUUGUGUUACACUUCAUCUUAUCUCCAUCGACGCGGCGGAUUUCCUUCGAUUUGAACCUCGAUACAACAUCAUAUCAAAGAGGAGACUGUGCAUAUUGUGCCUAUUCUGUGCGAUCCGUUAUUCAGUCACUUUGUAUGCUCUUCUCGUGAGUCAUCGCUCUUGGAGUACAAGUCUUGGCACCUGAGGACCACAUUGUUCAAGUGGUUGCCUAGUCAUAGCUAUAAAACUGGCGUAUCCGCCUCAUCGCGAUCAAGGAAUUUCGCCACUUCAGCGCGCAACACGCAACGCGACUUUCCACGGUGCGACUUUGCUACGUCUGCUGUAUCUUUGGCUCAAACAUCUGGAUCUGUCGCAACGUCACCUGUUGACUUGGAACUGAGCUGGGUGCGCUUUGGAGGCGAGGACAACGCGUGCCUCAAGCAAUGAGACCCAAAUAAAUUGGACCAUCCCCCAACUAUGGCACGCAAACAGACCAGACAGACAAAAAUGGCCGUGGAAGAUUCCUGGCGUAUGGUAGAAGAGGGCGAGAAUGACAGUUUCGACACCUCCAUUGUCCAGGGCCCUUAUGAAGAUGACCUCAUUCCCUCCAGCGGCCCUUCACAACUUUCCUCUUCGCAAGGCUACAACACAGCCUCUCAAGAUAGCAUCCACGACUUUGUCAACAACGCAGAUGAUGACCAGGUUAUCUUAAGGGCACCUUUUCAUCCUUCCCUCGUUUCUACCCGACACGCCUCUGUGGACAAAGAACUCACGCCUGUACCUGAGUUCUUCAUGCCAAGGGUUGAGGUUAACAGUCCACCACGCAGCAACCGGUCAUCAAGAAAAACGAUCCGCCCAGAAAUGGACGAAUCUCAUGUGGUAAGACGGCGAGGUUUUCGCCAACAAGCUAAUAAUCCAAGCCCUCAAAAACACCAAUGCCGCAAUGGUGGAAGGACAGGAAGCGACGACCUGGAUGGCUCGGCCAGGAGACAUGAACCUACAUUGGGGGAACGUUUCUCUGGUUCGGUCCCUACCUUCUUGUUUGACAUAGCUGCCUGGUGCAUUUCAGUGGUGGGGAUGGCGCUGCGUUACGCGAAGUGGCCCAUCGCCAUCAUGCUUGCCAUAUACAUGACUAUCGGCGCUGGCAUGAUUGCGAAGAACAUGAUUACCGAAUCAAUUUCAGCAUCAAUGUCGCCAUUAUGUCGCAUCCCCGGUGCAUCGUUUCUCGAUCUCCCCUUUUGCCCAGACAUGCCAGCGAUGCCGGGAGCCAAGAAUGGGACACAUCCGGUUGAGUUCGAUGAGCUCAUGAGCGUGCAAGCGCAGUUUGAGAAAGUCCUCGAAGACUCUGCACAAGGCGUAUCCCUACCAAUGGAGAUGAAGCGUGCAGAAGCUUCUGUUCGAGAUCUCCGCACGUUGGUCAAAUUUAGCGACCUCCCAGCCCGCGAGGAGCUUGUCUACGAAUUCGACGGCUACAUCGACACCGUACGAACCAUCGCCACCGAUCUUCAGAGAUUUAAUACUCACGUCGGAAGUGUGGUAGACAGCGUGAUCGCCAUCAACCGCUUUACAACGCGCUAUAUCGACUCCAUUGCACUUACGCGCGAAGCAAACGACAACGUCGUCUCCCGCUGGAGCAACUGGAUAUUCUCUCCCUUCCAGCCCGCUGUCUUCGACGAGAGAAUGCUCCUCGACAUGUACGUGGAAAACACAGCCCAAGUAUCCGACAAGAUCGGCAGCUUGAUCCUCGAAGCUCAAGCAGCGCUACGUCUUCUGGAUCUGGCAGAGAACCACCUGCAGGCCAUCAACGAAAAUGUCGUUCGCAGCGGUAAAGUGGUCAAAGACGAGCAACACGAGGUGUUCUGGACGCUGUGGACACUUGUUGGGGCUAAUGCGCGCCGACUGCACAAUCUGAAGGCGCAGCUCGGGCUUCUGCGACAGGUCGACAAACAACGAAGCACUGCCGUGAUGCAACUGGUUGGAUUGGACAGAGUCUCAGCCCCGGAGCUGUUGGUGGAUCAAGCCAAUAUUCCGCUCAGCGUGCACGUCGAGACCAUCAACGCAGGUAUUGAAAGGCUUGAGGGUGCCAGGAUGCGCAUCAAAGCUGAGGAGAACGAGCGGAUACAACAGGCGCUGAAGAGGGCCAGGCCUGACGAUGAUCGGUUGAUUGAUGGUUGAGCAGGCGUAAGAUUGGGCGAGCACCUAUUUGGUCAAGAGAAAUAUCUGUGUACAUGGAAUGGCGCAUCCGGAGAAGGGGAAUAGUGACUUACACAUUUACUAGCACCUUAAAUUUGUCAAUGAACACUUGGUAUAUUCCGAGGCGGUACGGAAGACGCCGAUGUUAGUUGUUAAACAGCUUGGGCAUAGCAAUCGUGCGCAACUGGUCACCAUACAGAGCAGCUGAAACCAGUGCUUUGAGGACGUGGGCUCAUGCUACCGCUUAAGGUGAGAAGUCACUGCGUUAGCCCCACCCCCCCUCCCUCCCCCGGACACUUCAAUUUAAGGAGUUGCGGAUGAAGCUGUAAGAUGGGAU
Molecule: messenger RNA, 2516 nt
Organism: Pseudomassariella vexata
Lineage: Eukaryota; Fungi; Ascomycota; Sordariomycetes; Amphisphaeriales; Pseudomassariaceae
Exons: 2
Coding region: 464-2161 (565 amino acids)
Source: RefSeq, a predicted model, not a curated record